Trematomus bernacchii (emerald rockcod) is the source of this 970-nucleotide messenger RNA. RefSeq names its product CD209 antigen-like protein E. NCBI's taxonomy places the organism in Eukaryota, Metazoa, Chordata, Actinopteri, Perciformes, Nototheniidae. Gene Ontology annotation, molecular function: signaling receptor activity. The transcript is spliced from 4 exons. The record is from RefSeq and is a predicted model, not a curated record. Bases 1 to 423 code for a protein of 140 amino acids.
AUGUCCUGUUUUCUUUGUUGUGGUCCCACAGAUCACUUUUUCCAACAAGGCUGGGUGUAUAUCCGUCCCAGUUUCUAUUACAUUUCUUCUGUCAGGAAAACGUGGCUGGAAAGCAGAGCUGACUGUCUGCAGAGAGGUGCGGACCUCGUGAUCAUCAACAGCAAAGCAGAGCAGGAUUUCAUGACAAAAUUCAACAGACUCACAUGGAUUGGACUGACGGACGUAAAAACCGAAGAUACUUGGAAGUGGGUGGAUGGCACUCCACUCAACAAAAGCUACUGGGGACCCGGGGAGCCGAACAGCUUUGAAGGCAAUGUGGAGGACUGUGUAGAAAUAAGGUUUUUUGACCUGGAGAACAGCUGGAAUGAUAUUCAAUGUGGAGAUCAAAACUUCUGGAUCUGUGAAAAGAUGUUAGCUAUAUAACGCAACAUAAUAAUGAAAUAAACUCCACUUCAAAAACAGACAAGGAGGCACAUGCGCAGAUACAGAUAGAGAAGCAAACCAGAUUUAAAGUCUUUAGGAAUAUCUGAUUUGUGGCUUUGUUUAAUAAGGAAGGAAAUGUUUUGAGCGCGUUUGACCUCAACAGCACUCUCAGUGCAUGUAAAUGUCUGUUUGUUUAAAAUACAUUUAUUACACUGGCUUAUUUGUAUUUAUACCAUUACUGAAAGUGAAAGCAAUGGAAUAACCUAAGCUGUUUGAAUUAAGAUCAUUCCUAUUGAACUAGAUGUAUGUUUAAAGUCUUGUUUCUGCAGAUGCUCUAAACCCCAUCUGAUAAUUCAAUGGAUGGUUGCCAAUAUUUACAAAUAAUCAUGUGAUAAUAAUUGAAAUGUGUGUAAUGAUUGCUUGGCAUUAUGUCUGGGAAGGAGAAUAAAACUAAUAGAGUUUUACCUAUUCUCUGGCACAAUAAAUUAAUCAAUUAAAUGUUAAAAUGUCAAGUAUUCGGUAUUGCAUUAAACAACAGUUUACUGUA